CGAUGCCCCAAUCAGCUUCAGAACAUUAAGCUGACCUUAAUCUCCCUCAGGCACAUGUUCACUUUCUCAAUCUGACUCUAUUGCCAUUUACAAGUAUCAAUACACAAUGCCCGAAAAGUCCAAGCCCCCUCCUAAUGAGUCUGUCACAUACAGCUCCGGUUCUCCCGACGGACCGCCAGAUCUAAGGAUACUGCACUACAAUGAUGUUUACCACGUGGAUUCGUCCUCAGCUGAGCCCGUUGGCGGUGUCGCCAGGUUCAUGACCUUGGUCAAACACUAUCGUGAUGAUCCUAAAUGGACAGGUCAAUCAGAUCUGGUUACCCUGUUUUCUGGCGAUGCUUACAAUCCAAGUUUGGAAAGUUCAAUAACCAAGGGUUCUCACAUGGUACCUCUGCUCAAUAAUAUUGGUACCGAUGCAGCCGCACUUGGAAAUCAUGACCUUGACUUUGGUGUCCGCCAAUUUAAGCAUUUGGCAGGAAAGUGCAAAUUCCCCUGGCUGAUCGCCAAUGUCCUGGAUCCUGCGUUGGGAAAGGACGUACCGAUUGGUAACGCAAAAAGAACGCACAUGAUCACAUCUUCCAAUGGUAUCAAGAUUGGUCUUAUUGGACUUGGCGAGCGUGAAUGGCUUGCAACCAUUAAUAGUCUUCCGCCAAACCUGAUAUAUAGAUCUGCGAGCGAAACAGCGAAGGAACUUGUCCCCAAGCUAAGAGAGGAAGGCGCCGAAAUCAUCAUCGCGGUCACUCACAUGCGUGAACCGAAUGACAAUAAGCUUGCUGAGCAAACCGAUGGAAUCAUCGACAUUAUCCUGGGCGGCCACGACCACUAUUACAACCACAGUUUCAUCAAGGGUACUCAUGUCUUACGGUCAGGAACCGACUUCAAGCAGCUCUCAUACAUUGAAGCCAGACGCCAGAAGCACGACUUAAAGAAAUGGGAUUUUGACAUUAUUCGGCGGGAUAUUACGUCUGCGAUCCCUCAACAUGAAGAGACUGUCAAGGUGGUCGACGAUUUGACUGCCAGUCUCAAGUCGAAACUUCAGAAAUCAAUUGGGUUCACAAUUGCCCCGUUGGAUGCUCGCUUCAGGACAGUGCGGACCAAGGAAAGCAAUCUUGCCAAUUGGGUAUGCGAUAUCAUGCGCCACCAUUACUACGGUGAUUGUUGUAUCAUGGCUUCUGGAACAGUCAGAGGUGACCAGAUCUAUCCACCUGGCCCAAUCUUACUGAAGGAUAUCAUGAACUGUUUCCCUUUUGAGGACCCUGUCGUCGUGAUCAAUGUCACUGGCCAAGCCAUAUGGGAUGCUCUUGAGAACGGAGUAUCGCAAUACCCUGCACUUGAGGGACGAUUCCCCCAAGUUUCAAACAUCAAGUUUACGUUCGACGGCAGGAAACCGACUGGGUCCAGAAUAUUGAAGGCCACAAUUGGGGACGAAACCAUUGAUAUGGAGAGAAAAUAUCGUCUGGUCACCCGUGGGUACAUGGGUAGAGGCAAGGACGGCUUCGAAUCGCUCUUGAUAGAGUCGGAAGGUGGCAAGGCUGAAGAAGUUGUGUCGGAAGAGAACGGCAUUCUGAUCUCCAUGAUGUUGCGACAGUACUUCAUAUCUCUGCGCGUCAUGGGCCAGUGGAAAAACUGGGGCAAUGCCAUGAACAGGCAUUGGAAAGAGGUUUCCAAAAAGGUCAGCACAAACCAUCCGACCAUCCAACCUACGCCACAUGCGACCCCCACCACUCCUUCGGCAACCAAGGGCCACGAUUGGGACAGCUGGAGUCCUCAGAACAUUCGAUCUCGUCGCGCAAGCGUGAUGCGUCGGGAAGCAGAGACCGAUAGUGAGGAUGACGAAGACGUUGCUGCUGAAGAGGACGUAGAGAAAUUGGACAAAGAGUUACAGAUUAUGCGGAGGGUAUUUAGCAAGUGGGCACGUCGCGCUGGUGUGGAGUGUCAAGCAGGCGACGCACUGCUCGAAGGCGAGUUUGAAGUCGACUGGACGCAGGCGAUCUCGCCCAAGAUCGAGGGUCGUAUCACUCAAGUUGGAGGCGAGCCUCCAAAGUAACCCACUACACGACCUGAAAGAAAAAAGCUUUGGCUGAUGCAAAAUAGACUAGCAAGAGUAGAUGAGCGAAUGAAUAAGAUCAUUUCAUAUCAA
This is a messenger RNA of Truncatella angustata, 2140 nucleotides long. RefSeq names its product flagellar associated protein. Lineage: Eukaryota; Fungi; Ascomycota; Sordariomycetes; Amphisphaeriales; Sporocadaceae. Bases 107 to 2047 code for a protein of 646 amino acids. Gene Ontology annotation, biological process: nucleotide catabolic process. The transcript has 4 exons. The record is from RefSeq and is a predicted model, not a curated record. Gene Ontology annotation, molecular function: hydrolase activity.